This is a messenger RNA of Ictalurus furcatus (blue catfish), 2466 nucleotides long. It is a transcript of the gene dhrs13b.1, whose product is annotated as dehydrogenase/reductase (SDR family) member 13b.1. The record is from RefSeq and is a predicted model, not a curated record. The coding region runs from base 225 to 1178 and encodes 317 amino acids. Lineage: Eukaryota; Metazoa; Chordata; Actinopteri; Siluriformes; Ictaluridae. The transcript has 5 exons.
UUGAGAAAAUAUCCCGGAUUCAACUUUAGUUUUAUUAUUGUUUGCAUAUGAUCUAAUACUGCAUCAUGUGUGCGCGUAUUUGCAUUUCUUCGCUCUGUAAUCCCCGCCUUCUCUCCUACAUAGUUUUAGCUGACUGUAGCAGCUCAACCCGUUGGUCCAGUUUGUGGUUGUUUUAAAGCUGACCUCCGUGUGUGAACCGGAAGAGUGUAUAAAUCAGAGUAGCCAUGUCUGCCCUUAUCUUGUUCGUCGGAGUUCUCGCAGGAGUUUUUAUUUUAAUUCGGAAAUUUGUUGCAGGAAAGAGAUGUAAGAGCAAGGUACAGCUGCACGGCAAAACGGUCAUCAUUACCGGCAGUAACACAGGAAUCGGAAGAGAAACAGCUGUAGAUAUGGCCCGGAGAGGAGCUCGUGUUAUUCUGGCCUGCCGCAGUGUAGUACGUGCUGAAGUGGCUCUGGCUCUCGUCAAAAGAGAGAGCGGAAGCAAUAACGUGGUGUUCAUGCAGCUGGAUCUGGCCAGUCAGAAGUCUAUUCGCUCUUUUGCUGAAACUUUCCUCAAAACAGAGAAAAGGCUGGACAUUCUUAUCAACAAUGCAGGGGUUUAUAUGCAGGGCACUACAGAGGAUGGUCUUGGGUUGAUGUUUGGAGUCAAUCAUAUCGGUCACUUCCUCCUGACCAAUCUCUUACUGGACAGACUCAAAGAGUGCGGGCCAAGCAGAGUUGUUACUGUAUCCUCCAUUUGUCAUGACUUUGGGAACCUUGACUUUAACCUCCUUAGUGCUCACAAGGAAUUUGGAAAAGGCAACUAUCACAUGGAUAUCUUUAGAAUAUAUAGCAACAGUAAACUGUGCAAUGUGCUGUUCACACACGAGCUUGCAAAGAGGCUUCAAGGAACUCAGGUCACCUGCUACAGCCUCCACCCAGGCGCUAUCAAUUCCGAGUUGACUCGCAAUAUGCAGCCAGGGUUCAAGAAGUUGUUGAAGUUCAUAGGAGCCCUGUUCUUCAAAGAUGUGGAGUCAGGAGCCCAGACUACUCUAUACUGUGCACUCCAGGAAGGCAUUGAAGGCCUGAGUGGCCGAUAUUUCUCCAACUGUGGAGUAAAGAAAGUUCGGGCCAUGGCUCAGGAUGACGCAGUGGCUAAGAAGCUCUGGGAAGUGAGCGAGAAGUUUUGCGGCCUGGCCUGAGAUAAACUGUACUCAAAUAGAUUUGUGCUCUAAUGGUUCAGACUUUCAUAAAUUCUGUGUGGAGUGUGUUAUCCAAGAACCAAAGCUAUCGGAUUAUCAUAUUUUGGGGAUGUUCUGAAUUUUUUUUUUGUGUGUGUACGUGGAGAAAAAAGAUCAGCACAUUUGACCAGCUUAUUAAAAAAAAAACAAAAAAACAUGGUGCAUGCUUAAGCUCUCUCUUACUUCUAAUAAUAUAUCCACAUGACAAUGAGCAGUUGCCAGAUGAAAUUCCUACACUCAUGAGGCAGCAAAUUACCUCCAUGUGUGCAAUCCCAUGACAAAGGUUGUAUUUGCCAAGUAUGACUUUAAUUUUAAAGCUAGGCUUAAUUUGAAUUGCUUUAGCUAAAUACAUUUUUAGCUAGUUUAUUUUAUUAUUUUUUUAAAUGUUGUGCACGUGACAGGCUAGGGCAUCGAGCAAGUGAAUUUUUAUAGUUGAUCAGAGCACACAUUUUCAGUCUGCUGGUUAAUGGUGUCAAACCCAUCAAUGCUAUCCUCUGGACUAAUGUAUGAGUAAUUUAUGGAUAGUAUUUAUAGCCAGAACUCAAUGACUUGUGAUUACUUAUGUAAAUAUUAUAUGGGAAGCAAAACAACUGUCUGCACUGACAAGUUAGAAAAAAAUGAAUUUAGCUUUGAGUGAAAAUUAGUGAUUUACAUGCACUGAAGGCACAUGUUCAGUUCUGCUUCAAGCAACAUAUACAAGAAUUACAUGUACAUGUAGAAUUAAACCUUCUCUGUAUUUGCACUUAAUACAGUGUCCACAAGAACAAGCCAGUGGCCACUCAGCACUACCCAUGUUCUUAUCAUUGCCUUUGAUCGGUUAGGAUUUUCAGGACCAUGUUCAAUAAACUUUUUUUAUGUAAUCUGGGACAGUCAUGUUCCUCGUUUCCGGUAUCCAUAGAUGAAGGUAAUUCUUAAUAUGUUCAAGGUGACUAUUUGCAAAGGGUGGAAGAUACAGUUUAGUUUUCAUGGAAAAACAGGGCUCCUUAUAUGUACCUUUUGUUUAUGAAAGGAAAUCAGUUUGAUAGUUUUAUUUUGGAAUUCAUUUGUGCAGCCAUCCACUUUCUGUACCACUUAUCCUACAUAGGGUCAUGAGGGAGCCUGGAGCCUAUCCCAGGGGACUUGGGGCACCCUGGAUGGGGUGUAGUCACGUCUCAAUAUGUUAAUUUGCAGUACAAUGUGCAGUGUUUUGGAAAUGUACCAGUUAGUUUCAGAUAGAUCCCUUUCAUCUGGGACAAGGUUAAAAUUAUGA